Ahaetulla prasina is the source of this 8535-nucleotide messenger RNA. It is a transcript of the gene GALNT5, whose product is annotated as polypeptide N-acetylgalactosaminyltransferase 5. The record is from RefSeq and is a predicted model, not a curated record. Bases 348 to 3095 code for a protein of 915 amino acids. Gene Ontology annotation, cellular component: Golgi apparatus. Lineage: Eukaryota; Metazoa; Chordata; Lepidosauria; Squamata; Colubridae. The transcript is spliced from 10 exons.
GAAUGGAGAAUCCCUCAGGCUCCCGAGAGAAAAAGGAAGGGGACUCCUAAAAAAGAGGCUGCAAUCUGCACCUCCGGCCGCUCGGGCCCUGGUUGCAGGCUGACUGGCUGGCUGAGGACAUGCGGCUGCAAGGCCCGCCACGCGAAGCCGAGGAGACGUGGAUGCCGCGCUAUAAAUAUGCCACGCAGGCAAAGCGCAACAGGCGACUUCUCUCAGCUCGAGAUGCGGGCGAACUCCAGGGCGAGAGGGCUCCGCGUGGCGCUCCUCUUGCCGCCUCUGUAAGUUAAAGAGGCCCGGGGGCAGCCGGAAGAAAAGCUUUUCCAGAAGCGAGGCAAACUUUAUCCGAAAUGAAUAAAUUCCGGAAGGUUUGCCGAGGCAGCGGGAGAGCUCUUGCUUUGAUCUUCGCAGCUUCGGUGGUUUGGCUGAUCUUUGACAUGGCAGCCCUCAAGUUGUCCUUCGGCGAGAGCGGCACCAAAGUGCUGCAAGGGGAGACGGCGGGGGGGAAAGAAAAGGGGCCAGGGCGACUUUGGCGCAACUCCGAGGAUGGCCUGGGGAGGUGGUCCCGAGAGGAGCCCGAAACUUCCCCGCCGUUCCCGGGACAAGAUGGGAAGAAACCUUUUAGAAACAGCGAAGAUGCUGGCCGGGACGCGGAAGGGAGAGGGCAGCGCUUAUCCCCCGGCACGACCCCGGCCAAAGCAGCGCCUGGGAAAAUACCCGGCCUGCGUGACAUACUCCCGCUGAAACGGCAGCGACCGCCCGCUCAACCCUGGUCCCGUGCCCCGGAGAAGAAAGUCAAUGGGGCGGCAGCCACCGGCGGCGACCCCCGGCAGACAAAGCCGGCUCUGGGCCGGCGUGAGCAGGAGCCCCACUCAAUAGUGGCUGAAGGGCGAGCGCCUCUUCCAAACGGAGUCCCUCAGAAGGCGCCAGCUCAGAAGAGCGCGGGAGGAACGGAGGUGUUACUGCGCGCGGAGUUCACCGAUAAAGGGGCUUUGCCUGGUGCCCCCCCUCCUGGAAGCCUGCCUGAGGAAUGGCAGGGCAAUCUUGGUCUUCUCAAAGCCAACAGGACUGGGGGGCUAGUAAGAACGAUAGAGGUUCCUCAGGUCACAGGAAAGUGGGGUUUACCUGCGGGCAAGCUGAAUACCUCAACAUCAGAGAAGAAGGAAGUCUCCCUGAAGAAAAUAGCUCCGGGAAACCUGCCAAGCAGGAAGAAUGCAAAAAUACCUCCUGCGAAGGAUGCUCUAUCAGAAAACCAACAGGUCUUUGUAACCAAGGAGCUGGUCCCUAUGGUUUUCCCAAUAGUUCAGCAUCUCCAAGCCAGCACCAAAUUGAUGGGAAAGUAUGUACAGCUGCCAGGUGAGAAAAGCAGCAAUAAGGGGAAAGCCACCAACGUAACCCCAAUAAAUGGCCUUACGGAAGGGAUCCUUGCCAGAGGAGGAGCAUUGGGGAAGGUUAACAAAGGCCAUUUGGCAGGCGAAGAGCAAUUCCCCAAACCUAAUCAGAGCAAUGUGGAUUUCGCAGGAAACACUAGGCUGCACAAAGUGUUGGCUAUCGAUAGGACCCUGACUCCAAGAGACCCCGGAGCACCUGGUCAAUUUGGGCGCCCUGCUGAAGUCCCAGGUGAGAAGGAGGAGGAAGCUAAAAGGAGAUGGAAUGAAGGGAAUUUCAACGUCUACCUCAGUGACUUAAUCCCAGUUGAUCGCGCCAUUGAUGACACAAGGCCUGCUGGAUGUUCAGAUCUUCUUGUCCACAAUGACCUUCCCACCACUAGCAUUAUCAUGUGCUUUGUUGAUGAAGUAUGGUCCACUCUCCUGCGUUCUGUCCAUAGUAUCCUCAACCGGUCCCCCCCUGAAUUGAUUAAAGAAGUUAUUUUGGUGGAUGAUUUUAGCACAAGAGCUUACCUGAAGGACAAAUUAGACAAAUACAUGGCACAGUUUCCAAAGGUCCGUAUCCUUCAUCUGAAAGAAAGGCAUGGUUUAAUACGAGCAAGACUCGCUGGAGCAGAGAUUGCCAAAGGUGAUGUCCUGACCUUCUUAGAUUCUCAUGUGGAAUGCAACGUGGGAUGGUUGGAACCGCUACUGGACAGAAUUCAUUUAAAUAGAAAAAAAGUUGCUUGCCCUGUCAUUGAAGUGAUCAGUGACAAAGAUAUGAGUUACAUGACCGUGGAUAGUUUUCAACGCGGUGUUUUUACAUGGCCAAUGAAUUUUGGGUGGAAGCCAAUUCCUUCAGAUGUCAUUAAAAAAAAUAAGAUUAAGGAAACAGAUAUAAUUAGGUGUCCUGUGAUGGCAGGUGGGCUGUUUUCUAUUGAUAAGAAGUAUUUUUUUGAGCUUGGAGCAUAUGAUCCUGGCCUUGAUGUUUGGGGAGGUGAAAAUAUGGAGAUCUCAUUCAAGGUUUGGAUGUGUGGAGGAGAAAUUGAGAUUAUCCCAUGUUCCCGAGUAGGUCAUAUUUUUAGGAAUGAUAACCCCUACUCCUUCCCUAAAGAUCGCCUCACUACAGUAGAACGGAAUUUGGCCCGGGUGGCAGAAGUUUGGCUGGAUGAAUACACAGAUCUUUUCUAUGGACAUGGUUAUCACCUCAUUCAAAAAAACUUGGACAUUGGAGAUUUGACUCAACAGAAGAAACUGAGGGAGCAGCUUCAGUGCAAGAACUUCAAGUGGUAUUUGGAAAACGUAUAUCCUGAUUUGGAGGCCCCUCUCGUUAAAGCUAAUGGGCUGAUUAUUAAUGUAGCAUUGGAUAAGUGCAUCACUGUGAAUCAACCUAAUCUUACAUUUGAAACAUGUGAUAUUAAUAACAAGAACCAAAAGUUCAACUACACUUGGCUGAGGCUAAUCCAACAUGAAGACUCCUGCCUGGCACUUAUUGAUGCUGAAGGGACCCUGGGUCUGCACCCUUGCGAUAAAAGAAACAAUAGCCAGAAAUGGUUGCAUAAAUCACUGGUAGCUUUUCACCCAGAACUCAUGGAUCACAUUGUUUUAGAACACCUUUCAAGGGCCACAUGUUUGGAAAUAGAUCAGUCGCAGAAAAACCUGAGGGCUAACAUUUGUUUUUCAAGCAAUAUUCAUCAGAAGUGGCAAUUUGGAAAUUACUAUGCUGAGUGAAACAGAAGCCAAGCAAGUUACAUGUAGGAGCUGCUUAGUACGCUGAUAAGUUCAAGAAUGACAACUCUAGAAAUGGGAAGUACAAAAUCAGCAACGUUUCUCAAAACCACAAUUUAAAAGCAGUGUAUGAAGAAAUCAACAGAUGGAGAAAGAGCACAGCUGGUUUUAACUGGUGUCAUUCCAACCAGGCCUGUUACCUCAAAGGAAGCUGGGCAGAAAUCUGGCCGGGGGGGAAAAAGAGUUCAACAAAAAGGAAGUACGGUACUUUGAGUAUCUUUUUCCAUGACAAAAAAUAAACUUAACAACAGGAUAUUAUGUUAUUUAUUAUGGGACCCUUAUGAAUAUUUCAUUUAAUUAGUGUUCUCUCCCUCCCUCUCUCUCUGUCUCUCUCCCCCUCUUUCUCUCCUCCGCCUCUCUCCCUCCCUCCCUCCCUUUCUCUCUCUCAGUAAACUCUUUGGCAAACCUUGUAGUCUUAAAUCUCUAAAACCUUCAUUUCAAAAGUAUGUAGAGAAGGUUAAAAAUGUCUUCCAACUCUAGGAGAAAACGUUUUAUUGCUGACAUCUCCAAGAAAAUGUGAUACAAUCUCAGGCUGAAUUCACUUGGCUGUAGAGAUCAGAAGUAACUUUUUCAACCACCCUUUCUCUUAGAAUUACAGCCACUUCAACAUCUUUCAGAUCAUCCAAGAUAGGAAGGAGAAAGACGAGUCUCAUAGCUAUGUUGAAAAUGGGAUCGCAAGCCUUAAAAAAAUUCGAUUUUGCUUUGAAGUUUCUUUUUGGAUAACUUACAACUUUGGCUGGAUAUUCUCUGUGUGUUUCCCUUUUGUGACAGGAAUUCACAUUUCUUGUUUUAGAAACUGAACAUAAAGAUGUGAUCCCUUCAGAAGGAUGACAAGCAUUCCUUCAGAAUGUAAAGCAGCAUCAUAUAUGUCAAUGAUGUGAUUUGUCUCAGUAGGCAUGAAAAAUUAAAAGAACCAUGUAAACUCACAGCAGUUGAGUUCCUCCAGCAGUUCGUAUUGCUAUCAUAAGGCACUCCAGGAUGGCAGAAUCAGCCAGGCGCUUGCCACUUGCUAGCCAAUUGGGAGUUAAAUUGUAAUGAUCCUGACAGCAUGAAGAGCCAGGUGCCUGUAGCCUCCAAAAACAGUGAUUUCAAGCAUUGCCACAUGAAUGCAACUCUUUGGGUCACAGAAACAUUUUUCAGAAGAUUGCUUGUUUUGUACUUUGGAACUGGCCACCUCAUCAGUCUAUUAGAUUUUAGUGAUUUGCACAAUCUACAAGAUGAUAGGACUGGGAUGUUCCUGAUGUAAAAUUCAAAGUGAACAUCUCUAAAAAAAGAUGCUACUUAAGAAUGGACCUCAUUGGAUCCCACCAUUUUCAGCUCAGUCCCCCUUAAAAUAGAAAAUUAGCACUUAAGAAAAAAUAAUUUUGAAUGUUUCCAAAAGCAAAGUCAACCCCACUAUCUUGAAAUAGUUUGUCAUCAUCUAAAAAGACAAAUAUUUGUGUUUUUCAUACGUAACUUUGCCAAUAUAUGAACUUACAUUUUUUAUGUUGGGAGAAACACCUUUGAGUUAUUAUCUGAAGUCACAUUGCCCAACAGUAUAAUGAAAUUAUUUAUACACUACGCAAUUGUACACUAUAAAUAUAUUUUUCUAUCUAUUUGGCACACCUGUGCAUAGCACAAGGGGACUAUGUCCUAGCUUGCAACCACCUUAUCUCUAGAUAUUUGUAUGUGAAAAGAAACUCCUAAUGAAGGACCUAGAGCAGAGGUCAGCAACCCACGACUCUGGAGCCGCGCGUGGCUCUUUCAUCCCCCUGCUGCGGCUCUCUGUCACUGGUCGGCUCCACAAUUGAUAGGACUUUCGGUUAGGACAGGUAGAGGAAAAAGGAUGCCACUCUAGGAGGAGACUCUAUGGUGGGAGAACCAGACUUCUGGUCGGCUCCAGAAUUCAAUGGGGGGCUUCCAGUUAGGACCUUUGUGGCUCUUUGAGUGUUUAAGGUUGCCGACCCCUGGCCUAGAGCUAAUUUGAUUUAGCGAUUAAAGUACGAAGUUAGAAGGCAGGAAACCGUGAGUUCAAAUUCCCACCUUAGCUAUGAAAGCCAGCUGGGUGAUUUGGGCCAGUCACUCACUCUCAGCCCAACUCACCUCACAAUGUUGUUGUAGGGGAAAUAGGAAGAAGAUGAUGUAUUGGAUAAUAAAAUAAUAAAAGGUGGGAUACAAAUAAAUAAAAUAUGGCCUUCCCCAAUAGAUGGAUGCCUGACAUUACAGCACAUUAAACAACGAGAAUGUGUGUUUCUCAGGAAUUGGGGGGUCCUGGGGAAUUCUGGUCCUGCUUCUCUACAUUCUCUUGGUUUGUUGUGGCUUGAGAGUGGUGCCCAUUGUUAAAUUAAGCUGUUAUUUGACAGGACCAAAAUAUUUAACAAUAAUCUUCAAGGUAUUUAUUUAAGAGCAAUAAAAACUGGUAAUUCUGGAAUUAAUUUGCCGAGACAGCUCAUCAGCAUAAGAAUUCUUAUGAUUGUGAAUUGCUCUGGAACAAAAGACUGAAACUUCACAUCUUGUGUCUCAGAACGUUGUGCUGACAUUGUAUGUUUUUGUAAUACAAGCUCAGAAGGCAGCCAAGCUUUCAUCAGCCAUCAUAUUUACAGCCGGUUAUGAGAUCCUUUGGUGUCUAAGAGGGUCUCUGUAUAGAAUAUCACAUAAUGCUGACAACGCUUGGCAAAGCGAAGUUGCCAAAAUAUUGAUUUGCCUAAGAGACAUCACAGUUUCAUUCCCAACUGUCUUUCUGAUUUCCUUUGCAUAUCAUUUAGUAUUGCUACCCUGUGGGCACUAUCAAACAAAUUACACAGAUGUUGUCUGUGAUCUCAUGAUUUAUCAAAAACAUUAAUUUCAUUACGUUUUGUGUGCUGAUAUUCUAUCAUUCUUCAUUUAGCCAAUGUAGAGAAGCCAUACGUAACGGUCACUUUGUAUUUCACAUCAGUCCCAGUGCAUUUUCACUAUUCAUUUUCUGAAAUGUCCGUUUCAGUAAUGGUUUUGUUUAGGCUUUAAAAAUAAUUUGGUAUUCCCUUUGUAAUGUGGGGAACAUAGCAGCAAUAAAAAAGUGCAAUAUUAUAUCCACUUUUUCUUGCAGGAAACAGAUAUCUUGGGCUCAAUAUCCGAAUAAAAAUUUGAAGUCCGGGAUAUAAGCAUGAGCACCUGUGACAUUUCCUUCGCUCCAAAGCAGAAUAUCUGAUAAAAUUAAUAUAUACAAGUUUUUAAAAUACUGCACAAAUAUCCCUUUACAAUCAAUUGUGAUUUCUGAUUUUCAUUCUUUAACAAGCAGUCACGUUAACAUAUUUCCCUACAUUUUGCAACCAUGUGUUGUCUUUUUUGCUUACUGGUGAAGAUUACAAAAAUGCAUUCCAAAAACGAAUCGGGCUUAGAAAUUUGAUACCAUGUUUUUGGAAAGGAUGCCAAAUCCAACAGUUGUCCCUGCCAACCAGCGUAGAAGAGGACAGAAAAGAACCUUCCCUCUUCUCCAACCCCGAUUCCUGGAUUCUUAAUCUGAAAAUAAAAGACAAAUAAAUCCCUCAUCCUUACUUGAGCUCUGAGUUGGUAUUUACUUUGCCUCAUUGGCUUCUGUGUUCUGCAGCACUUUGUGUAAUUGUUUUCAGAAUCAAGCCAAGAUAUAAAUGAUCUCUAGGAUUUGGCUCAGCCCACACUUCUAAGUGAAUCUACCUGCUUUGUGCAAAAAGAUUUGAAUACAGUUUACUUGUUUGCUGCUGUGAUGAUAUUUGUGUAAUAUAGUUGACUAUUCUUUUUUAUUGUUCAAAUUUAUCCAAUCGAUUUCCCGGCUCUUAAAAAAAUUGCACAUGAUGCAAUUUUGACGUUUCUUAAUUUUUCGAUGAACAAAUAUCAAAUAUCAGACUGGGAUCCGGCCAUCCAUAUACUGUGGCAAAUUGCCUCAUGUUCACCGUUAAAAUCCUGGCACUGAACGUCAAAAAAUAUCCAUAGACUCCAUGUUAAUUAUGUUAAUUUGUUUAAUAAUGUUAAUAAAUUGUGAAUGCAGCCUGCCAUCACUUCUACCUUUCUUUAAAAGCCCAGUGAAACUGAACUGUGUGCUUGUGGUGAUUUUUGCAUUUCUGAAUGAAAUGCCCAAUAAGGAUACAAAGGUAGAAAACUGACAGCAGGAAAAGACCUGGGAUCCAUCCAGUCUGCAUGGAUAACCCCUGUAUUUGGCCCAGCAUUGAUACAUCAUAACAGCAGCAAGCCCAGGUGGAAAACUGAUCUUUCCAUAUUGAUCUAUACAACACAUGACAAACAUGGACAUCUUUAACAUCUCUCCAAGGUAGGUGUCAACUCUGAAAUAUGAAUGAUCUCAAGUUGCACCUAUAAACUUAAAUUGAGCUUCACUGAAAUGUUUGCAAAUUCUCUGCAGUUAAUUUCCCUUGGUAUCUACAGGUAGUAGAUAGAGGCAGAUAUUUCUCUGGGCACAAUGAGUAAAUAUCAGCUGCAAACUCUUGUAUUGGCAAAGGAAGGGCAUCCGGCCAGUGAACACUCAGCCCGAUUCAGUUGCCCUGACUCCGCCCCACAAAGGAUUACAUGGUCAUUAAAAGAUUUUUUUAAAAAUUUACAGGUAGUGCUCGACUUACAACAGUUCAUUUAGUGGCCAUUCAAAGUUACGACAGCACAGAAAAAAGUGGCUUAUGACCAUUGUUUAUACUUCUGAUCGUUGCAGCAUCCCCAUGGUCAUGUGCUUUACAUUUGGAUGCCUGGCAACCGACUCACCUUUAUGAUGGUUGCAGUAUCUCAGAGUCUUAUGAUCCCCUUUUGCAACCUACUAACAAGCAAAAUCAACUGGGGAAACCAGAUUCACUUAACAACCGUGUUACUAAUUUAAGAAUGCAGUGAUUUACUCAACAAAUGUGGCGAGAAUGUUCGUAAAAUGGGGCAAAAUUCAUUUAACCAAUUUCUCACUUGGCAACAUACAUUUUGGCUCAGUUAUGGUCUACGUUGAGGACUACCUGUACUUAAAGCACAAUCUUGGUUUUACCUAAGAAUAACAACAAAAAAAUCCUGGUGGUACAUGGAAAAUUAGUUUAUAGAGUUUUCUACAAUCAAUACCUGAACAGCAUCUAUUUGGGCAAUAAGAAAGCAUGUUGUAUUAUUGUAUUUUAAUGUAUUACCAAGCCUCAGAUCAAAAGUCAUUUAUUGAAAAUUUGGAUCAUUCUGUUAAAGUUUAUUACUCAUGAUAACGAAGGUGCUGAUACUGAUGCAACUGUUCUUUUUUUCAUUGAUCUGAGGAACUCAAAAUGAAUCCCUAAUAAUUAUUUCAGGGAGCCUUAAAUGUUACCAUGUUGGUUUCAUGCCUCACAUUAAUCUGAAUAAUACAUUGUUUGUUUCAACUUCAUAUAUAUGUCUGUAUGUACCCUAGCAAUUGUGACUUCUUCAGUAAAAUGUUUAAAGCAGA